AUGCGCAACAAGAGAUGCAGGUUGCUGUGCACGGAGUCCUUCAAACCGCCUGAAAUCCUCAAGCAACAACUGGGGAAUGACACCCACCCAGGAGCGCAAAUUCCAUUUUAUAAUCGAAUGGCAAAGAUAAAAUUCGGGACUAAUGCUCACACUCUGGACAUGUACAUCCGAAAUAUGACGGAUAUUUUCCCCGCACGAUCGUACAAUUGGGCGAGGGACAACCACGACAACCCGAGGAUGACCUCGCAAUUCUACGAAGAGAGUAAAGACUCGUGGAACAUGUUGCUUCUUCUCCUGCCAGGAGUACCUACUAUUUAUUAUGGCGAUGAGCUGGCAAUGCUGGACUCGAAUGUACGUCAGGAUCAGGAGCAAGAUCCCCAGAAGAGGGGUAGCUUCCGAGAUAAGCCGCGGGAUGGGUGCAGGGCUCCCAUGCUCUGGGAUGACAGCAAAAAUGCAGGAUUCACAACCGCCAAGAAACCUUGGCUGCCGGUCCACCCGAACUACUAUCAUACGAACGUGGAGGCCCAGAGGCGGGAUCCUGAUAGCCACCUCAACAUUUUCAAACGCCUCGUUGAUCUGAGAGGAACGCCCGUCUAUUUACACGGCGACUUACAAACUUUUGUACCCAAGGAGUGGGUUUACAUGUUCACCAGAUCAACCAAGGCGGAAACGAUUGCAGUGCUAAUGAAUUUGGGGUCGGAAACGGAGGAGAUCUGCGCUCGGCAUUCUGCCACGCAUUUACCGGAAACUAUGUUCGUCCAUACAAGCAGUGUCAAUUCUCGCCUCAAAAUUGGGGACAAAGUUAAAACAACCGACGUUGAUGAAACAAAAUGCAUCUCCAUGAGACCGCAAUCCGGGCUAGUUCUGAGCACAACUUCUAGUGACGGCGUUAAAAUAUCGUGUUCAGCCAUUGUUCUCAUCUUAGUUGCCUCCUUCAAAGUCAUUUUAUAGGUCUGAAUUUAAUUCUUAAGUAAAUAAACUUUAAGUGCUAAAAUGA
Bemisia tabaci is the source of this 997-nucleotide messenger RNA. Lineage: Eukaryota; Metazoa; Arthropoda; Insecta; Hemiptera; Aleyrodidae. The record is from RefSeq and is a predicted model, not a curated record.